Molecule: messenger RNA, 389 nt
Organism: Staurois parvus
Lineage: Eukaryota; Metazoa; Chordata; Amphibia; Anura; Ranidae
Source: the annotation of a GenBank genome assembly
GUCAUGUGAUCAGCUGUGUCCAAUCACAGCCGAUCACAUGGGACAUGUACAAUGAUCAUCAGGGCACUGAUGAUCAGUGUGCCCUGAUGAUCAGUGUGGCCCCAAAAGUGCCACCUGUCAGUGUCCAUCAGUGCCAGCAGCCAGUGCUGAACAGUGCCACAUCAAUGCCACAUAUCAGUGCCUACCAGUGCACAUCAAUGCCACAUAUCAGUGCCCAUCUGAGCUGCCUUUCAGUGUCAUCCAUCAGUGCCAGUCAGUGCCACCUAUCAGUGCUGCCGAUCAGGGCCGCCUAUCAGUGCCAGUCAGUGCCGCCUGUCAGUGUGCAUCAGUGCCAGUCAGUGCCACCUAUCAGUGCCAGUCAGUGCUGCCUAUCAUUGCCAUAUAUCAGU